Messenger RNA from Salvia splendens (bonfire salvia), 3814 nucleotides. Its product is annotated as protein TRANSPARENT TESTA 9. Bases 1174 to 3513 code for a protein of 779 amino acids. The record is from RefSeq and is a predicted model, not a curated record. Lineage: Eukaryota; Viridiplantae; Streptophyta; Magnoliopsida; Lamiales; Lamiaceae. Gene Ontology annotation, cellular component: late endosome; Golgi apparatus. The transcript has 21 exons. Gene Ontology annotation, biological process: regulation of autophagosome maturation; endosomal transport; vacuolar transport.
AACAACAAAUUGAAAAGGUAGGAUGAAUUGGAGGAAUGGAUACAUGUUAGCAAUACAGAAGUCUUCCAACUAAAUGCAGUAUGGAACGCAAUUGAGUGAAACUCCCAGAGCUUAAUAACUGAUGAUUAACUUCAAUUACGUAUGACAGAUCGGUACAUCACUAUGAUUCGUCAAUUGCAAGGAUCCGACCCGGAUGCUGAUCAUCGCCUUUCUGGAUAUUCCUCUAUUUGAUCCCAUUCAUUGCUUCAAUUCCCGGUCGAAGCAAUCGCAAACCCUAUCUAUCUCCGCCAAUGCUCACAUCUGGAUUGACAUGUUCCAUAAUUCAUGAGAAUGAAUUAUCGGUGAUCGCGAGCUCUUAAAAGAAUGUGGUUUUCCUUUUGGCGAUCCAGGGAUAGACUAUCGUUAGAUGAACUCAGGUACUUCUAUAUAUGCUGCAUUCUGCGACUCUACCUUUUCGUAUAUGAUUUUUGCUCUACUUGCGAUUUCUCCGUCCUCGGUAUCGGUACUGGAAUUAGUUUACGAGGACUAGGAUACCCUGCAUUGAACUUUUGGCUGGUGGAUCGGGUGAAUUGGUGCUUCUUAUAUGCCAUCUUGAAUGCGAGAUUUCGGAAAAAGGGAUUAAUUUUGGCUGACCUUUCAGAAUUUGGGAUUAAAUUCACUAACCUUGGACUGCAAAUUGGCAUCAAAACACAAAGGGGUCUUUCCACUCCACCUAGUUCCUUCAACAGUGGAACACUUGUUUAUUAACACAAAACUUACUUUUUAUCUCUUUGACUUGGCACAUUCCUGUGAUGUUCCACUCCUUGCUGAAAAAAUUGUCUUAUGGUUAUAAGAGGUGUAUUCACGUUACAAAGUUGGGAUUUUAAGCAUAAGCAAAUUUAUUCUUUCUGUUGCUCCAUCGUUGCCACUGGAGUCAGAGAAUAUCAUAGAAGACCAAUGCUUGAUAGUUAAGAAGGGUGGCAUAUGUGUAUUGCAAAACCUAGUCGGCAGGAGUGUUCGUAUUAUGGUCCACCGAAUUACUGAAUACUGAGUACAAGAUUCAUAGUUGAUCAACUGAAAAAAGUUCAAGUCGUGAAUGAAGUUAACAAAGAGUUUGUCAUUGAGGCUUUGAGAUCUAUUGCAGAGUUGAUAACAUAUGGUGACCAGCAUGAUGCUGCCUAUUUUGAGUUUUUCAUGGAGAAACAGGUCAUGGGCGAGUUUGUACGCAUAUUAAGAAUAUGUGAAUCUCUGAUUUUCUCACGCCAGCUUUUGCAGACAAUGAGCAUAAUAAUACAGAACCUGAAAAAUGAUCAUUCUAUAUACUAUAUGUUUAGGAAUGAACAUGUUAACUACCUCAUAGCAUACCCUUUUGACUUCGGAAAUGAAGAGUUGUUAUCUUAUUACAUAUCCUUCCUAAGAGCGAUAAGUGGGAAACUGAACAAUGAUACAAUUUCUCUCCUUGUUAAGACAAAAAUUGAUGAAGUAGUUGGUUUUCCCCUUUAUGUUGAGGCAAUACGGUUUGCUUUGCAUGAAGAAAGUAUGAUACGAACUGCUGUUCGUGCUUUAACAUUGAACGUUUAUCAUGUUGGAGAUGACUCUGUAAAUAGGUUUGUAUCCAGGGCCCCACAUUCAGAUUAUUUCCUGCACUUGAUCGAAUUUUUCCGAGAUCGGUGUAUCCAUUUGAAAUCAAUUGUUUCAAAUGCUAAAAAGAGCCAAAGCGCAGAACUUUCAUCCUCCAUUCUUUGUGCUGUUGACGAGAUUGAAGACAAUCUCUAUUACAUUAGUGAUGUUGUUUCUGCUGGAAUCCCUGAUGUUGGGAGGUUGAUAAUGGACAAAGUUCUGAGGCUUCUGAUAUUUCCGUUGGUUCUGCCAUCCCUUAGGACUGAAGCUGUCAAUGAACCAAGUCUUGGGGCUGUCACUUCUUUAUAUUUACUGUGUUGCAUUCUUCGCAUAGUCAAAAUCAAAGAUCUGGCAAACAUUGUUGCUGCUGCUCUUCUAUGUCAUCCAGAGAUGAUUCCUGAGAGUGCUGAAGCUAAGAUCAAUGGUAAUCUGUUGAGCCAUGCUUCUUCGGAUUUAGCCAGCCAAAAUAAAGAUGCAAACAAUCAAAAUUCCAUGUCCGAUACCAAAAAUCAUAUACUGCACAGUGCCCUCAAUCAUAUGUAUGGUGGUAUGAGGUUUGCUCCGAGGGAAGCUUUGCUUUCAUUUGUUGUCAGUGGAGAUGAAGUUCAAGUCUCAGGCUCCUUAAAUGUUCUAGCAACAUUGUUGCAGACUAAAGAACUAGAUGAGUCAAUGGCUGAUGCUCUUGGCAUACUUCCGCAAUAUAAACAGCAUAAAAAGAAACUGCUGCAAGCCUUGGUUGGGGAGGAUUCUGCAGAAGAGCAACUUUUCUCCUCAGAAGGUAAUAAGGUCAAAGAUCGCAUCAGUGGUGAACUAGAUAUCUAUCUGCAAAAGUUGAAGCAGGAGUAUGUAGGAAUUUCAUGUGUACACCCAGAGGUUGGAGCGAGUCCCCGUGUGCAUAGAUUUCAAGUACUCGAUUCUUUGGUUAGUCUCUUCUGCAGAUCAAACAUCUCUGCAGAAACAUUGUGGCAUGGUGGUUGGCUUUUGCGGCAGUUGUUACCUUACAGCAAAGCGGAGUUCAACAGUCAUCAUCUUACUUUACUUACUGAUUCAUUUCACCAUUCCACUGCUCGUGUUCUAGAGGAGGCCAGAGGAACUUGGUUAGAUCUGUUAUUGGCAGCUAUUUGUGACCAGUGGAGAAAGUGCAAAAGAGCAAUUGAGGCAUCUUCUCUGCGAAAAGAUCCAAAGUGUAUCCUAUUGCCGCCAUUCAAGUCUGCCUAUGACGAGCAUGCAUCAUCUGAAUCAUCAUUUGCUGCCGGAGAGAGAAUGUGUGAAGCAGUGAAGGUGUUUGCGCUGCUUCAUCAUCUCCACAUUUUCUCACUUGGUAAAGUUUUGCCAGAUCAACCUCCUGUAUUCUCUGAUGUUGAUACUCCAGAGAAGUCCAGAGCAAGGAAUGCUGGUUUAAAUCUUCCAGAACUUAAACCAAAUGCUGAAAUCAAUCUUGUGGGUACAAUCCCAUGUCGAAUUGCAUUUGAAAGGAGUAAAGAACGGCAUUUCCUCUUUCUAGCCCUCUCUAUGAGUAGCUGUGGUUGGCUUGUCCUUGCGGAGGAAUUACCAGUAAAACCAGGGCGAGGAUUGGUACGAGUUGUGGCACCAUUGGCUGGAUGUAAUCCAAGAGUAGACGAUAAACAUUUAAAGUGGCUGCACCUUCGAAUCCGUCCUUCCUCAUUCCCAUUUACAGAGACCGCUAUAUAUGCUGGACAUAGCAAGGUAAAAUCUAAAGCUUUGGUUGACGGAAGGUGGACUCUCGCAUUCCAGGAUGAGGAAUCCUGCAAGAAGGCAAUGUCUAUGGUUGUAGAGGAAAUGGAGCUGCAAAGUUGCAUGGUGGAGAAAAGUCUAGAACCUUUACUAGAACUUGAUAGAAGUACCGACGAUUCGAGACUGCCUGAGCGUGUGGAGGAUGAUAACACAGUGUAACGGUGGACCUCAUGUUAUUUGCAGAUGUUUGAAUGCGCGGUUAGUUUUCCCGGGUGAGGUUUCAAGCAGCCUAAUGUAUGUGAGUUGUGUUCCAAAAGAAUCGUCAGGUACAGAAUGUAUAAUAGAGCAUGUAGUAGUCAGUGCCAUUCUUUGUAGUAUAUAGUAGAUUACAUAUAUAUACGCUCAGUCUUUUGUAUGUGAGAUUCUUUGACCAAUUUCAUCUCCGGCACCCAGUUAUGAGCUUUUGUAACAGUACAUAGUUUUUCAAGAGCUAAUGAAAGAGAAAGUCCAUUCUUUUCUA